UCUCAUUGUCUCACUUGUCCAUCAACACUCGACCAGCACCUCCAGCGACCUUGCCUUGUCUCGUGUUCUCUCUCCAUCCAGCUUCCAUACGCUCAGAAGCGGAAGGGAGCUGACGCCCAACUACUCCCUCCUCUUCUCCGCACCCCGCACAACUAUUCCGCACUAUGCGCACAUACUCAGACUCCGAGCGGUCGAAUGGCGGCGCAUCCCCUGCAAGCCUCGCAGACAGCGAGGACUUUGAAUUCAUCCUCAUGCCGGCCCUCUCGGCGUCGAGUGGCGUGCUCUCGGUUGGGCGCAGCGAGCCUACGGUGUCCAGUGGCAUACUAUCGAUAUCGAGCGUGUCGCCCGUGUCCAGCGGCAUACUCUCGGUCAACUCAAGCACGGCGCCGGUCUCAAGCGGCGUGCUCUCGCUCGAGUCUAGUCUUGCGGCCCUUGCCCUCAGUGAGAGCGGUGAGGGCGGGCUGCACUCGUUUUCCCGCCGUGCCCCGAGUUCCAUUGUCGCCAACGCCUCUAGUUUGGGGGGCGCAAGCUCCCGCGCAACGUCACACUACGAAGACGAUGACAGCGACAGCGACAGAUUCGACGACGACAGCGCGCGAACCCGCCGUCGUAGUCAUACUACUGUCCCGACACACGGGCAGAGCAUCGUGAGCGCGUCGGAUGCUCGUGAAUCGAUCGACAGCUUCCUCAACGACCCAGAGUUCACCAGUGACGUGUCAAACAAGCUGCGUCUGUACCAGGCGCUGUGCAUCGAGUUGGGUCUCGUCGAACUAGAGGACACGGAAACCCCGGCACGGUCCUCCUCUUCAAGAAAAAGCCAAGUUACACGCGGCAGCUACUCGGACAGCGACGAUGAUGUGACCCCCACGGCGUCGCGCUCCACUACCCCCAUGCCCGCGCUCCCGCCUCUUCCGACGUCUAUCAAAGCCGCGGACCGCCUGCUACGCGCACGCGGACACGUCAACAUUAUCGAGUAUCUCGAGGCGCGCAACGACCGCACCCGCCGCCACGAGGACUCGGUGGGCAAGUAUGCCGACUUGGUGUAUUCGAGUGCGAGUGCUCUGCAGCGCGCUCUGCGUCGCGAGGGCAAGUAUGCGAGGCUCGGCGACGUCAAGCGCGAGUGGCUCCAGCCGCUGCUCAAGGACUUUGGCUUCCGCCGUCGCCGAGAGAGUCGCGGGUAGUGAUGCGGUGCAAAGGGGAGGAGGAGUGCAGCAACGGUGCGACGAUCUAAGCCUCGGCACGACACAUUUGUACAAUUUGCCCAAUUGCCCUGUGGCCUUGCUGAAUUGCUGGUAGAUGUUGUACAAUCUUCAUUGUGAAUUUGUUUAUGUUAUCACGAUAUGCCGACAA
Molecule: messenger RNA, 1350 nt
Organism: Cutaneotrichosporon oleaginosum
Lineage: Eukaryota; Fungi; Basidiomycota; Tremellomycetes; Trichosporonales; Trichosporonaceae
Source: RefSeq, a predicted model, not a curated record